GUAAAUUUUCCAUAAUUAUCUAGUUAGUAUGUAAGAAAUAACAUUCCUAGAGGAAAGUUUACUCCUAACCGCCAGUGUUGUAAAGGAUAAAAAGAAUUACUAAUGUGAUCAAUGGCAUCUAUCUCACGAAAUAGCGGCAUGACGGGAACCAACGCAUCAGUCGACGAUCAGCUGAUCCAUCGACAACAAACAUGGCCGGGAUGGCGGAGCACCCCGAAAAUACCACGCUUCUCCAGUGGUUUGCUAAUCUUUUAGGCGCUCCUGAACCGGCACUUCGACUCUUGAUAUCUAUUUUAAUAGGUUAUCCAUUAGUUUUGAUACAUCGUUACACACUCUACUGCAAGAGUCCAAGUUUACAACAUCUAUAUUUUAUUGUUUGUGGCGUUAGCAUUGCUCUGUUUAAUUAUGGUCAGAAUGUCGUUCACUCGGCCAUUUGUGUUACGGCAGCUUGGUUACUGUUAUUGGUCAUGGGAGGAACGCUUAAGUCUGUCAUUGUUUCAUUCGUAUUCAACAUGAGCUACUUACUAAUUGGCUACUACAUGACAGGAACGGAUACUUACGACAUUAAAUGGAGUAUGCCUCAUUGUGUGUUAACGUUGCGCCUUAUUGCUUUGACUUACGAUGUUUAUGAUGGAAAAAAAGAUCCUGAAAAACUAUCAGGAGAUCAGCAGAAAACUGCCUUGUCUUUCACGCCAACAUUGGUUGAAAUAGCAGCUCAUACGUAUUUUCCUGCAUCCUUCAUGGUAGGACCACAGUUUUCGAUGAGGCGUUACCUGGAUUUUGUAAAGGGAUCCCUAGUUGGUUGUGAAUUACCUCCUUGUUUGGUUCCUGGAUUGUUACGAGGCAGUUUGGGUCUGUUCUACUUGGUUGUAUACCAAGUGGGCAUUGGCUUUGUACCUGAUGAGUUCAUCAAUUCAACCGAAUAUUAUGCUUUACCCUUGUGGCAGAGACAUCUUGUGGUGGGUGUAUGGGCAAAAAUAACUCUCUACAAGUAUAUAUCUUGUUGGCUGAUUGCGGAAGGAGUUUGCAUUAUGUCAGGCUUGGCUUUCAAUGGCCGGGACACAACUGGAGGCAUGCGAUGGGAUGGCUGUAGAAACGUCAAUGUUCUCCUAUGGGAGGGGUCCACCCAAUUUGGUCAUCUAAUUCAGUCCUUCAAUUACAACACGAAUCAGUGGGUUGCGCAGUAUGUCUAUAAACGGUUGAGAUUCCUAAACAACCGUUACAUAUCCCAAGCAGCUGCACUCAUUUUCUUGGCUGUAUGGCAUGGACUGCAUUCAGGUUAUUAUGCCUGUUUCUUCAUGGAGUUUGUUGUUAUGAACUUUGAAAAAGAUCUUGCAAAUUACGUAAACCAGUAUCCAAAACUUUUGUCCCUGCUAAAUGCUGGUCCUUUGAAGUACAUCAAGUUUGUUGUAUUGAAGGUCUACGUAGUCAUCUUUAUGGGAUAUUGCUUAGGACCUUUUGUUUUACUAAAGCUGCAUAGGUGGUGGCAGUUCUAUACAUCUCUGUAUUUUUCGGGGCAUGUAUUCUUCGCAGGGUGGCCGUUAUAUGGAUCUGCAGUCAAAGCUUUGAUAAAGGCAGUAGGUGGAGAAAGAGUAAGAAUAGAGAAGGGCAAAGUUGAAUAAAAAACAGCCUUUUUAGUGUUAAAAAUUAUCAUAUUAUAGACUGCAAAUAAAUGAGAUAGUUUUUUAAAGGAGUUAGAUGAUGUCGAAGGUGACCUACCUCUUAUAGUUAGUCAGAGAGUAAAUCUUUUUAACAGCAUUGCACCGACAUCAGAUUCAAGUGUUUUAAACUAGAAUGCAAAUAUGAGGAUCUAUCAGUAGAUAUUUUGCAUUUGUUUGCUCUAUGUAAUAUUUCACUAAAGUUUCAUUGUGUAAUUUGCACAACUAUACCAUUCAUUCCUACAAUGGUAAUGUACAUGAAAUACUAAAGACAGCGUCACUGAGCAUAUAUAAGGAUAUCUUAAAAAGUGUUCUGCAGGUAUGAGCUUGGAACUUGCUUUAAACAUUAGUGUUUAUUUGUAUAACUAAAGUCUGGUUUCAAGUCAUCAUUGAAACUUUAUUCAUAAUAAGUUGGAUUGGUUGAUAAGAAAUUGAAUAUCUAUGAUAAUGCAUAACAUUAGUAAAACAAAUCUUGCACUAUUGGCAUUUUUAACCAAAGGAGAAAAGUUGUUGUACUUAAUAAAAAUGUUUGUAUAUACUGGCAGUUGUUAACGUUUAAAAUGUGCAUAAAUGAAUAUAGGCAGUUGAUAAUGAAUAAUUAUAUGUAAUUACUCUUUAUACCACAUUAGCUAAGGAAGUGCUUAUGCGAUGAAGGGACUUGUACAAAGCUAAAUGUAUAUUUUGUUUCUAUUUUCCUAAAAUGUCUUCAUUGUAUCAGAUUUGAAGCUGAUGUGUGAUGGUAGAGCCAUAGAUAGGUUUGUUUACUCAUAAUAAUUAUCGUUAUAGCUUUACUGUGUAAAACAAGUGUGGUUGUUCUGUUUUAUAUAAAUGUAAUUUUUUUUCCAUUGUUUUGGAUACUGCCUUUUGACACUGAAGAGUUUCUCUUUCUAGUGUUCAGCAUGCUUUAGAAUUGAGUAUGAUUUCUAUAUUCAGUGAUUUUAGCACUUCUGAUAAAGGACAUCAUUUUUAGAAUUCUAAAGUACGUCAUAUACUUUUAACUCUACACAUAUCUUAGUCAUUUGUAUACGUUGCAAACCAGGUGUUUAGUGGCUUUACUGUUGCAAUAUUUUGGGAUAUGGGGAUGAUGAAAUAGCAUAUGUGUAACAUUUAUUCAUGAAUUAUUUUAAUGGUUAUUUGCCUUCAUUUGGAAAAUAUGUGAUAUUUCAUUGGCCAAGAAAAGUAAGCAAAGUUCAAUAGCACCUUCCAGAAUUAUUCUACAGUAACUUUCUUUAUAAGUGAUCUUUCACUAGGGAAGCUCAGUAAUUUAAUCCAUUUAUUUGAGGAAUGGAUUAGUAAGCUUCAUGCAGAAAUAUAAAUGACAUUAUAAAUUCAUUGAGCAUAAAUCUUUAAGGGAGGGGUUAUCAUGUAGAAGAAAUGGCUGCAUACUAUUAAUGAUUUACUGAUAAGAUUAUGAUCAUAUAUGUUAAGAAAGAGUGGUUGCCUUAGGAAUGGUUCACACAAUCUCUUUGAGUUUAAUGUUAACUCAAUGGUCUGGUUAAGUUAUAUUUCAUAGAAGUCAGGCUCUGUUCAAAGGUGUUCUGAAAAGUGCUGGGCAUGCCAUUUAUUUAUUACAGUUUUCAUUAUUGAUAGCAGUUUUCAAAAUCUUCACUCUUGUACCAGAAUGGCCUCAAAACUUCGUACACAUGGCUUUUAUAAUUAUUGAAACAAGUAAUGUCUCUUCCAUAUUGCCAGCAGCACCUGGAGUCUGAUUCUUAUGACAGAAUGGCCUCUCUUUGUUUACUAGUUUCAUUCCGAAGUUAGUUGUCACCACCACUUGGCUGUAAUGGUGGUCAGGUUUUAUAGAGUUCACAUUUGACCUUUUGAACACUAAUCCUAUUCCUUGUCCAUGAACUAAGUUUAGCAAAGGUUCUCUGGGUGCCUAGAAAUAUAGAUAUUUUGAAUUUCUUCCACAUUUAUUUCUGUUAUCAGUGUAGGUACUAAGGUAUUCACUCCUCAAAUGUAGUUGUUAAUGUAUUGGCUUUCUCAACAGUCAUGACUCUCCUCCUUAGAUGUCUGUGAUGAUCUUUUAUCCUUGCACAUCCUUGCACAUUGUAUAUCUACAAUUACUAGAGUGAAAUCACAUUUCUCAUAAUGAAACAGUUGCAGCCCUUCAGAGAUUUUGUACAAGAGGGGUGAAGUAAAGUUUUAAAAAUAUCCCUCUUCCACUUUAAACAAUAAUCAAAGUAUACAUUGUGGUAUAGAUAAUGUAAAUUCCUUUGUGAAAUAUAGUCAAUUGUAUUUAGAAACUCACUUAUUACGUAGAUUGCUGAGAUCUUGUGGAUCAGGUCUUCCUGUAAGAAGAGUACAGUAUAUGUUUAUUGCAUGCUAUUUCUUUCUGUUUUCUUGUAAUUAAGCAGGAAUAUCUUAAGUUGAUUUUGAUAUACCUGCCAAUACUCUUUAACUAAACGAUUUUUUGUGGACCAUAAAUAGAAGGAAGCAGGUACAAGAAAAUUAUCCAGUGGUAAUGAAAGUACAACUAUGAUUAAAUCAAGGAUGAUUUUUACUUUAUUUGAUUUUUCCCUUUUUGUUUUUGUUUUACACCAUAAUAUUCAGGUAAUGUCCUCUCUCUCUCUCUCUCUCUCUCUCUCUCUCUCUCUCUCUCUCUCUCUCUCUCUUCUUCUC
Messenger RNA from Macrobrachium nipponense, 4280 nucleotides. It is a transcript of the gene nes, whose product is annotated as lysophospholipid acyltransferase 5-like. The transcript has 11 exons. The record is from RefSeq and is a predicted model, not a curated record. Gene Ontology annotation, biological process: phosphatidylcholine biosynthetic process; lipid modification. The coding region runs from base 192 to 1622 and encodes 476 amino acids. Lineage: Eukaryota; Metazoa; Arthropoda; Malacostraca; Decapoda; Palaemonidae. Gene Ontology annotation, cellular component: membrane. Gene Ontology annotation, molecular function: lysophospholipid acyltransferase activity; 1-acylglycerophosphocholine O-acyltransferase activity.